AUGCUCAUCAUUGUGCCCCCUGUAUGUACCACCAUAUUCCGAGGCCUCCCAAUCCCUUUUGGAAUCAUCUUUGGUGGCACAGAUGUAAAUGAAGACGUUCACCAGCAGGAAAAAAAUGACGUGAUGGAGAAGGUUCUGGAAGAAGCCAGAUAUAGGUGUGUGUAUAAAGUUUCCAUCCAGGAAAUGGCUUACAGUGGUAGAGUCCAGUGGCCGCACGCUGGGGGUAAGAUCUACGUCCAGAGUCAAGGAAUCACAACAGUGCCUAACACCGCCUUUAGCUGGGACACUUUUCUUCAGCGUGCAGACAUUCCCCAAGGUGCUGACAACUUGCACGUUUUUCUCUUGAUCUGUGGACUCAGACGAGUGAAGGACCCGCUCUACUUGGUGGAUGCCUUUGCAGAAUGGCAUCAAGAAGAGCCCAGUGUGCACAUGAUCAUUGUUGGUCCCGAAGUCGAUCCAGUGUUCACACGGGAAGUAAAGGACAAAGUGAGAAGGAGCGCCGGGGUCCGACUGGUCGGAGAGAUGCCCCGAGAAGACCUCCACGCCGUGGUCAAGAACUGCUUCGCGGUGGUUAACAGCUCUGUCUCCGAGGGCAUGUCGGCCGCCCUCCUGGAGGCGAUGGAUCUGGAGGUAGUGGUGCUGGCGAGGGACAUCCCGGGGAACGCAGCUGUGGUGACACACGGAGUCACAGGAUUGCUCUUCUCAGACCCUCAGGAGUUUGUUCAGCUGGCCAAGAGGCUACUCCGGGAUCCUGCCUUUGAGAGAGAGAUUGUGGCCAAUGGGCGGGACUACGUGCGGACACACCAUUCCUGGCAAGCGGAGCGUCUCACCUACCAGAGCCUCGUCAGGAGACUGGAGGGGGCUCCGGGGGGCGGGAGUCGGGCCGGCCAGCCCCCGCCACGCCCAUCCUCAUGA
Molecule: messenger RNA, 915 nt
Organism: Chrysochloris asiatica (Cape golden mole)
Lineage: Eukaryota; Metazoa; Chordata; Mammalia; Afrosoricida; Chrysochloridae
Gene: GLT1D1
Product: glycosyltransferase 1 domain containing 1
Exons: 12
Coding region: 1-915 (304 amino acids)
Molecular function (GO): glycosyltransferase activity
Source: RefSeq, a predicted model, not a curated record